Trichomonas vaginalis G3 is the source of this 522-nucleotide messenger RNA. RefSeq lists its product as uncharacterized. The record is from RefSeq and is a predicted model, not a curated record. NCBI's taxonomy places the organism in Eukaryota, Parabasalia, Trichomonadida, Trichomonadidae. Bases 1 to 522 code for a protein of 173 amino acids. The transcript has a single exon.
AUGAGAGAUUAUGAUGUAACAACAGACAACUUCAUAUAUAUUCCUAAAUUAGAAAGAAUUCUUCAAGGCAAGUUACUUGAAGAAGCUCCACCAACAGAUUGGGAAACAGUUCCAUCAGUUGCAAGAACAUUAAACUUUGCAUUUGUUGUCAGAGACAAACAAUAUUACUCCGGUGAACCAGGAUAUGUCACAUUUGAUACAGUCACAUUACAAGUUACAGAUGAUGGUCCAUUCAAAAUCACCUCAUUGAGCAGUGCAUCAUCAUUUAGAAGAGGUAGUAAAACAACAAUCCAAUGGGAUGUUGCAGGAACAAAUGCAGGAAGUAUCAAUGCACAAAAGGUAACAAUUAAGUUCUCACCAGAUAGAGGUCAAACAUGGCAAGAUUUACAUAGUAAUGUUGACAACACAGGAAGUUACGAAAUCACAUUCCCGAAUGUUGCAACAACACAAGGAAGAAUCAUGAUCAAACCAGAUGAUAAUGUUUUCUUAACAAUUAAUACUGCUGAUAUAACCCUUACAUAA